Messenger RNA from Guillardia theta CCMP2712, 413 nucleotides. RefSeq lists its product as hypothetical. Lineage: Eukaryota; Cryptophyceae; Pyrenomonadales; Geminigeraceae. The record is from RefSeq and is a predicted model, not a curated record. The transcript is spliced from 2 exons. The annotation marks the transcript as partial.
CACACGAAGAACCCCACCAAAUAUCGCAAGUCUCGAAGGAAGAGGGUACAGGGAGAAAAGUUGAAUUUCAAGUCAGCGACACGCAAGAGACAAGGAGGAAGAAAGAUAAGUCCAUCAAGCAGGCAUGGAGGAGUCAUGUUGACAGAAUUAGAAACUCGAGAGCUCGUGACCAGGGCGAAGAGAAUGAAGAUCUGCUCCCUCCUUCAUCGUACGAGAACAUUGCCACGAUGGAGGUCGAUGAAGUCAACCGGACUAUACUUCGUGCCAAGGCUUCAAUGCGGCAUGAACUUGAAAAUGCAAAGCAACAGCGAGAGGUUUUACAGGGUCAGAUUUCGAGGAUCUCAUUGCAGAGACAACGACUGCAGAAUGAUCGUGAAUAUCUCGCUUCGAAACGUGAUAACUUGCAGGUUAGA